This is a messenger RNA of Gaeumannomyces tritici R3-111a-1, 1384 nucleotides long. RefSeq names its product succinate dehydrogenase cytochrome B subunit. The record is from RefSeq and is a predicted model, not a curated record. The coding region runs from base 207 to 764 and encodes 185 amino acids. Gene Ontology annotation, cellular component: membrane. Gene Ontology annotation, molecular function: electron transfer activity; succinate dehydrogenase activity. Gene Ontology annotation, biological process: tricarboxylic acid cycle; mitochondrial electron transport, succinate to ubiquinone. NCBI's taxonomy places the organism in Eukaryota, Fungi, Ascomycota, Sordariomycetes, Magnaporthales, Magnaporthaceae. The transcript has 3 exons.
GUGGCAGCUCGUCCAGGGGACAUCAUCGACGACGACUGGUGAAUCUGCAUCAUCAAACCUACCCCCCCCAGUCGUCUGGCCCCUCCAGCUCAGGAAGCCGCUACACAGCCCCAAUUGCAACCGCAAACCCCAGCGCGCUUGUUUCCCCAAAGGGCAGAACCAGCUUUCAUUCCCACACGAAAAACCCCCCGCGACAAGCCGCGACCAUGAGCACCCAGAGGGUCGGCCUCAUGGCCAUCCGGCGAGCCACCCAACAACCCGUCUUCUCCCAGCACAUCCCCAGAUCGGCCGCCGCCCUGAGCCUACAGAGCUCACAGACCCGCCCGCUCACGACCAAGCUCACGCACGCCGAGAACGACGCGCUCCUGGCCGAGCAGCGCCUGCGCCGGCCCGUGGCCCCGCACCUCGAGAUCUACGACUACAAGCAGACCUUCCUGGGCGGCUCCAUCUGGCAGCGCAUCUCGGGCACGCUCCUGACGGGCACGCUCUACGGCUUCAGCGUCGCCUACCUGGCCGCCCCGCUGACGGGCUGGCACCUCGAGUCGGCCAGCGUCGCCGCCGCCGUCGGCGCCUGGCCCGCCUUCGCAAAGGGCGGGCUCAAGUUCCUCCUCGCCUGGCCCUUCACCUUCCACUCCUUCAACGGAGUCCGCCACCUCUUCUGGGACACGGCCAGGGGCUUCGACAAGGCCGGGCUCAAGGCCCUGUCUCGCUACGUCUGGGCCGCCAGCGCCCUGAGCGCCGCCGGUCUUGUUGCCUUCUUGUAGGCGGAGGGCUGUGCUGGAGGGACGGUCGGACAAUCGGGGCGCUGGGAGGGGGCUCCAUCAGGCCUGGAGGAGAAAAGGGGAUGGAGGGUGAAUCUGCCAGCUUUUGCUUGGCCGGUGAUCUAGUGAAGCAUGGCGGGAGCUUUGCUGUGAGCCACCGUGGCGGACGGACUGAUAAAAAAAAACCAGGAAAAAAAGCGAGGAGCAGGUGUUGUUCGGAUACUCUACGGCUCCGACGAGUAUAGACGCUAAGCUAAUCCAGGGGGAUCCAGGCCAGUUGCCCAUUUUUAUUAUUUGUUUGGAUAAGAGAUGCUCAGAUUCCAUGGUGAGCAUCAUCAGGGGGUGAAGGACAACAAAUGCCCCAUGCGACCUGUGGAUUAUCGUGCCGCCGAAUGACAUUUGAUGCAUCCCCACGUAACCGUCGGGCAGCUGGAUGACUUGCCCUGUUGAUGCUGGCGUCCUUUUCAAUCCCAAGACGCGCAAGAAGACGACGAGUCUCUUUGGGGAAUAUAAACCAGUUGUGAAUAAAGUAAGGCUCAGAUGUCCUGAAAAAAGACUCCGGGCGCCAGAACCAUUUGUGUGAAAACGAGGCAGAAAAAAAAAGUGAACAUGAAAGUGAGAAG